Messenger RNA from Fusarium proliferatum ET1, 930 nucleotides. RefSeq lists its product as uncharacterized. The coding region runs from base 1 to 930 and encodes 309 amino acids. NCBI's taxonomy places the organism in Eukaryota, Fungi, Ascomycota, Sordariomycetes, Hypocreales, Nectriaceae. The record is from RefSeq and is a predicted model, not a curated record. Gene Ontology annotation, molecular function: catalytic activity. The transcript has a single exon.
AUGAAGAUCUUCUUGCUUACCAGUCUUUGGGCAGCUGCCAUGGCCGCCUCGACCGCUGGAAACCCUUAUGAACUGGGUCCAGUGCCUCACUUGAAGAUAGGCAACGUCACCACCCAGGACGGCGUCGAACUGCGGUAUAUCCAGGCAGGCCCACCUUCUGGCCAGCAGCUGCUCUUCAUCCCUGGGUGGCGACAGACCGCUGCGCAGUGGAACAAACAGAUUGAAUACUUCUCUUCGGCGGGCUAUCGCGUAACAACCUACGACAUGCGCGGCCACGGCGACUCGGCCAAGCCAGACUUUGGAUAUCGUCUCAGUCGCUUUGGCGCAGACCUCAACGAUGUCAUAAACUCUCUGAGCCUCUGCGGCGUCAGUAUCGUCGCGCACUCUAUGGGCUCGUCCGUUACUUGGGCCUUCUGGGACCAGUAUCCUGCUCAGCGCAGGCGAGUUUCCCGCUUUGUCAUCGACGACCAAUCUUCAGUGUUGGUGCAGGACCCUACUUGGACGCAGGCGCAAAGGAAUACCUGGUCAGCAGCCUUAUUCUCGCCUGCACAAGUGUAUACAUUCUCGGCAAAUCUUACAAAUGAAUUGGUACCUUUCAUAAAGAGCAUGUUUACAUCCUCCAUUUCCCAGUCCGAUUUGGACUGGAUGAUUAAGCAGAAUAGGAAGAUGAGCGACGCCCAUGCCGCCACCCUCUUGAUCAACCACGCCUUUAUGGAUUGGCGAGAUGUCCUACCGAGGAUUGAUAUUCCUACGUUGAUUCUUGCAGGUGACGCAAGUCUCAACAACGCGACAGGCAUCACGUGGGCUGCGUCGCAGAUCCCGGGGGCUCAGAAGUAUAUCUUUACUAAGGCCGAAAAGGGAAGUCAUUUUGCGUUCUGGGAGAAUCCAGAACUGUUUAAUCAGGUCGUGGAGAGGUUUGUAACGUCCUGA